AUGAAACUUCGUCAGGCGGCCAAAUGGAUCCUGUCUAACACUAUUGUCUCUGAUUCUAGUCUCACCCCAUCUAUUAAACUUCGUUUGAUUACUGAACAAACUCCCCUGUGGAUGAGUACUCCUGAUUUAUGUCCUUUACCAGAUCCAUAUUGGGCAUUCUAUUGGCCGGGGGGUCAGGGGGUGACCAAAUACAUCUUAGAGAACCCCAAUGAAUUUCAAAAUGAAACUAUAUUCGAUUUUGGUGCAGGCUGUGGCUCGAUCAGUAUAGCUGGUUGCCUUGUCGGCUGUAAAUCAGUUAUUGCCAACGAUAUUGAUCCCAAUGCUCUGAUUGCAACGAAACUGAACUUCAAGCUCAAUGGAAUUUCGGAUGAGAAAGUGAAAUAUUCCUCUACGGAUUUUUUGAAUCCUUCUAACCAUAGUGAACUUCUGGAAAUGGUCAAGGGAAGAUGCCAUGUCAUUCUGGGUGAUAUGUUCUAUGACUCGGAAUUCACUGCCAUGAUUUUCGAAUGGCUCCGCAGAUUGAAGGAAAACAGGGACGUCAGAAUUCUUGUCGGAGAUCCUGACAGACAUCCGCUAACUGAUCCAAAGUACUUGGAACGAUACCCUUCUUUCACGAAGACAACCCUCGCUCAAUAUCCUCUCCCGGCCUAUGUGAUAAAAGAACAUUACGGAUUUAAUAUUGCAAAUAUUUAUGAAUUUCGUUUAUAA
Molecule: messenger RNA, 708 nt
Organism: Auanema sp. JU1783
Lineage: Eukaryota; Metazoa; Nematoda; Chromadorea; Rhabditida; Rhabditidae
Source: the annotation of a GenBank genome assembly